CCUCCCCUGGCUGGAGUAGAUCUUGGCUGUUUUUGGCGCCUGCUUCGAGCAGGUAAAGCCUCCCCCAUAAUGGACGCACUGCUGCCUGUAGCCAUUUUGGCUCAAGGCCCAAUAAUUUAGAUUCACAAUCGAGAUCAUAUGCUUGCGUCUUCCAUGGUCUGCACGACGAUGAUUCGCGUGGGAUGUUUGGUGGUCUGUGCCGCUGUGGCGAGCGGGCUCCAUGCCGACACGGGCGCCCUGACCCAGCUCCGGGGUUCCAAUCAUUCGGUCCUCAUCCUGGGAUGCUCUGUAGACAGGAACGCCGUGGAGAGGUUCUGCGGCAAGGUCGACAGGUUUUACCGCGUGGGGUGCUACGACGAGGAGCGCCAGCUCAACAUCGGCUUCGUCUUCCACCCCGGGGUGGGCAUCAACGGUGACCUGCAGCCGCCCUUUUACAACCGCACCCAGUGGGGCUCCAACAUAGGGCAGCCUAUAUCCGACGACAAGGUCCUGCGCAAGUGGUCCUCGAGCAUGGUGGGAGAGCUGUUCCCCGACAUGGUCGUGGUGGACAGCUCCCUGUGGGACCUGUCGACCUGGGCCUCGUGGGGCAUGAGAAACGUGACGGCAGACCGGCUGCGCCAGUGGGGCAUGCGUGAUCUGAGGAAUGAAUUGGCCCGCGUGUCCGAGGCAUACAACAAGAGCCGCAUCGUCUUCAGGACUGCGCCCGCAGUGUACAAGACAAAGUGGGUCGUUGGUGACGCAGGACAAGUGUACAAGGAUGUGGCGGCAAUCUCGAAUGAUGGAAUCCGCAUGAUGCAGAGGGAGCUGAGGAAGCACAUCAAGGGUGGCAAGCUGUACGGCAAGUACGAGGUGAUCGACUACAGCCAGAUCAUGGACGAUCUUAUCCAGGAGCGCGGGGCCGACGAUCCGUCCCUGUGGCUGAAGGACGGGUACCAUCCCAGUGCGGAGCCCUCCCGACGCUACCUCAACGAGAUCUUCCGCCUCAUGGACCUGGCGACGGUGGAGAAGAAGGUGGAGGUGGACGGCUUCCGGCGGCGGUGGGCGGCGGCCGCUGGCGACAGGGACGAGGCGGGCGAUCUGCCGUGAGCGCUGCGGCAAUUCCCUCGCCAGCCCGAUUGCCCGAAUUGUGAAGAUGGGCCCGGUGGUUCUCACUUCACUGGAAAUAAACAGCUUCUCGGAUCGGCGCCGAGCUCCCUUCCCCGGAGGCGCGCCCCCGCGCCAGGGGCGGCGCUGAGGGUGCAUAAACCUACACUGUUUCAUGUUGUCCCAGCUUGUUAGUGCAUGCAGCGGUUCACCUAUUCCAGGUUGGCUAUAGUAGGCUCUUGGGUUUGGAUGUGUGUCUCCCGCCUCCUCGGCCUCCUCCUUCGUCGUCGUCGUCGUCCUCCUCCUCCUCCUCCGGCGGAUGUGGAAGCAAUCUGUUUUAGCAGUUUGAACGCCAGUUUGGGCGCACACUGCUUUAUUAACAGUUUUAACGCCGGCUGCGCGGCAACUGCUGGCCAGGUGUUGGUUCCGUGAAAAAAA
Molecule: messenger RNA, 1521 nt
Organism: Prorocentrum cordatum
Lineage: Eukaryota; Dinophyceae; Prorocentrales; Prorocentraceae
Source: the annotation of a GenBank genome assembly